Messenger RNA from Eruca vesicaria subsp. sativa (arugula), 1424 nucleotides. Lineage: Eukaryota; Viridiplantae; Streptophyta; Magnoliopsida; Brassicales; Brassicaceae. The record is from the annotation of a GenBank genome assembly.
AGGCAAACAGUGUUCGUCUCCGAAACGAAACCGCACAGAGACCAAAAAACUAAUUAUUUCUUUUAUUUAUUUAUCCUCUCUUCCACAAAUUAAAAGCGGCGUACAAUAGCAAACCUACAGCUAACCUACGCACCUCCGUCGCUUCUUCCACUCUCAUGGCUCUCUCAGUCUCAGCUCCGAUCUUGUCCCUCUCUUUCCAUCAGAGCGGCGAACAAACUAUUCUUUUUGGUUACAGACAACAGAAGAGAUUAAGUUCUGGUCGUCGUUCACGGAGCUCCAUCGGUUUCGGCGCGGAGAAGGCGCGGAAGUCGAGGGUUAGGAGGUUUCCGAUUUGCAGAGCCGUGCCUCCUCUCCUGUUCAAAGAUCUCGACGCCGAUGAUUUUCGACAUCCUUUGGAUAAACAGAACACGUUGUUACUAAGAGCUAUUCCGGGGUUAAACGAGUUCGGGAAAGCUCUAUUAGGAUCAAUGACUGAACAGAUCAUGCUUCUUGAGAACAUUGGUACUUCUGUUCUUGUCUCCAAGAAUCAGCUUUCUGAUCUUCACGGUUUGUUGGUUGAGGCUUCUGAGAUUUUGAACAUAGAGGCUCCUGAUCUCUAUGUUCGACAGAGUCCUGUUCCUAAUGCUUAUACACUUGCGAUAAGUGGUAAAAAGCCUUUCAUUGUCGUUCAUACCAGCCUCAUCGAGUUACUGACUCGCCAGGAGCUUCAGGCUGUCUUGGCUCAUGAGCUAGGUCAUCUGAAGUGUGAUCACGGUGUGUGGCUCACAUUUGCAAAUAUUCUUACUCUUGGGGCUUAUACAGUUCCUGCUUUGGGGCAAAUGAUAGCUAGAACCUUGGAAGAACAGAUGCUUCGUUGGCUACGUUCAGCAGAGCUCACUUGUGACCGUGCAGCACUUCUCGUGGCCCAAGAUCCAAAGGUUGUUGUAUCCGUUCUAAUGAAGUUAGCUGGAGGAUGUCCAUCAAUGGCUGAUCAGCUAAAUGUUGAUGCGUUUUUAGAACAAGCCCGUUCUUAUGACAAAGCUUCUUCAUCCCCCUUGGGCUGGUACAUAAGAAAUGCUCAGACGAGUCAAUUAUCACAUCCAUUACCGGUUCUUCGUGCACGUGAGAUUGAUGAAUGGUCAAGGAGUCUUGAGUACAGGAGUCUCCUGAAACGGGCUAAUCGAACGGUGCAGAAUGUUUAGUGGUGCUGUAAAAUGUUCAGAAAGGGAAAAAAAUAGGUCAAACAUGUAUAGGGACAAUACAGAAGGGGGAAAGAAAAAAAGAGACUGGAUUCUUUAAGUCUAAACAGGUACUGUAAGAACUCUUGUAUUUGUAUUGUAUAUCUUUAUAAUUUUGAUAUAGAUAACGCAAAUGUAUAUUCGAGACAAACAAAAGGAUCAGUGAUAGUAUGAAUGAUAAGAUUGUAUAACUCACCAGUCUCAGUC